CUGUUUCUAAGAAACCAUCUCCUUUCAAAAUUCCAUUUCUGGAUUUAUUUUGUUUUGUUUUGAUUAAAAAAGGCAAAACAGACUUCCUUUUAAGCUAGGCGCCUGGGAGGUGGGGCCCACGCGGAGUCAACAUGAGGAUCGAGAAAUGUUACUUCUGUUCCGGGCCGAUCUACCCUGGCCACGGCAUGAUGUUCGUCCGCAACGACUGCAAGGUGUUCCGAUUUUGCAAAUCCAAGUGUCAUAGAAACUUCAAGAAGAAGCGGAAUCCACGCAAGGUCAGGUGGACUGAAGCCUUCCGGAAGGCAGCUGGCAAGGAGCUCACGGUGGACAACUCAUUUGAAUUUGAAAAACGUAGAAACGAACCUGUGAAGUAUCAGCGAGAGCUGUGGAAUAAAACUAUUGAUGCAAUGAAGAGGGUUGAAGAGAUCAAACAGAAAUGGCAGGCCAAGUUUAUAAUGAACAGGUUGAAGAAAAACAAAGAGCUACAGAAGGUUCAGGAUAUCAAAGAAGUCAAACAGAACAUCCAUCUUAUCCGGGCUCCUCUUGCAGGCAAAGGAAAGCAGCUGGAGGAAAAAAUGGUACAGCAGUUACAGGAGGAUGUGGACACAGAGGGCACUUCCUAA
This is a messenger RNA of Microtus oregoni (creeping vole), 623 nucleotides long. Its product is annotated as probable ribosome biogenesis protein RLP24. The transcript has a single exon. The coding region runs from base 132 to 623 and encodes 163 amino acids. Gene Ontology annotation, cellular component: nucleolus. Gene Ontology annotation, biological process: ribosomal large subunit biogenesis. The record is from RefSeq and is a predicted model, not a curated record. Lineage: Eukaryota; Metazoa; Chordata; Mammalia; Rodentia; Cricetidae.